UCGGCCGACCGACGAAAGAUGGUUUCUCCACCAGUGUUGCCUACUUCAAUCCCUACGAGCAGAACACCAUCUCCGAUUAUAUCGACGACAACGAGACGAAGUUGGGUCGGAACGAGCUGUACCUGGGCAGCAAAUGCAUGGAAGGGGCCCACAAGCUCAAUGCCAAGCUCGGCGACAACGGCGACACCCAGUUCAGUUUGGACGAGAAGCAGGAGGUCGUCGACAGCUUCCGCGGCACCCGCAUGUGGUGGAAACUGUCCAAGGCUUCCGAUGACUAUUCCUUGUAUGGACGUAAGAUCCAACGGCGCAACUACAUGCUGGUAUUUCACAAGCGCCACCGUCAGCUCGUGCAAGACUCAUAUCUCCCUGAAAUCCUCCAGCAAGGGCGCGCGCUCACCGCCAAGAACAGGCAGAGGCGACUGUACACCCACCACGAGAACCAUAUGAGCACGUGGACCCACGUCCCGUGGAAGCACCCGGCGACGUUCGACACGCUCGCCAUGGACCCCGGCAAGAAGGAUGAGCUCAUAGAAGAUCUCAAGAUGUUCCAGAAGGGAAAGGAGUACCACUCCAAGGUCGGCAAGGCGUGGAAGCGAGGAUACCUGCUAUACGGUCCGUCCGGAACAGGCAAGUCCAGCACGAUCUCAGCAAUGGCCAACUUUCUCAAAUAUGACGUCUAUGACCUCGACCUAACGACCGUCACGAACAACACCGACCUGCGGAACCUCUUCCUCCAGACAACAGAGCAAUCCAUCAUCGUCAUUGAGGACAUUCAUGCGAUGGAAUUGGAGGAUAAACGCAUGAGCACAGACUUCCAGUGGUACUAUGAAAGAAAGAAAAUAACGCUGUCGGGGCUGCUCAACUUUAUUGAUGGGCUGUGGUCAGCAUGUGGCGGUGAGCGGAUCAUCGUGCUCACAACCAACCACGUUGAUAAGCUCGAUCCGGGACUGAUCCGCCGGGGGAGGAUGGACAAGCACAUCGAGAUGUCCUACUGCCGGUUUGAGGCCUUCAAGGUGCUCGCCAACAACUACCUAGACAUCACCGAGCACCCAUUGUUCACCAAAAUCCAACGACUGCUCGACGAGACUGAUAUGACGCCGGCGGAUGUUGCCCAUAACCUCAUGCCUCAGGGCAAGAGGAAGAGGAACACGAACAAAUGCUUGACAGGAUUAAUACAAAAGCUGAAGAAGGCCAAACUGGAAUCUGGAACGCGCCUCUCCCGAGGCCGAGUCCUACCGACAGGCCAUCAAGGUAUAAUCUAAGGCAGAAGAGAGCUACACCGGGGAAUAUAUGUUGAGUGGGAUCGAUGCUGGCUCUUGUGUGGUGGGGAAUUGCCUAGCAAGCUAGCUAGCUGCAUCUUUCUGUGUUUUUCUGUUACAAUGCAUUUUCGUGUUUGUUUAGUCGGUUAAACUCUGCAGAGUCAUAGCCUAAAUAAACCCACUUUAAUUACCACUUACCAGUAAUAUGUACUGCAGGUCUCCAUCCUUUUUAAUUUGCGUGUGUUAGGAGACGCACAAGUGUGGUGUGUGAUAAAUAAACUGGCGAGUCAUACAUAACUACUCAGUGUAAAACUACUUAUGUACCUUAUACUUCACGUUCUAGAAUUUGUGUUCUCAACCUUAUUUUGUAAAAAAACUGCAUUGACGGACGCUUUUGUAAUAUUGUUAUUUUAUUGUAACACCUAAUUAACAAAAUGUAGUUGGAGUUUAAUCUUACUUAAUUACUUAAGAUCUUAGCCUAAACAUGAUCACCUUUGUUUAAUGCGAAAAUUGAUCUAACUGACCUUAUUUGUGA
Messenger RNA from Oryza sativa Japonica Group (Japanese rice), 1794 nucleotides. RefSeq names its product AAA-ATPase At3g28580-like. Lineage: Eukaryota; Viridiplantae; Streptophyta; Magnoliopsida; Poales; Poaceae. Gene Ontology annotation, molecular function: ATP hydrolysis activity; ATP binding. The record is from RefSeq and is a predicted model, not a curated record.